Messenger RNA from Daphnia pulex (common water flea), 1930 nucleotides. RefSeq names its product BTB/POZ domain-containing protein At3g56230-like. Gene Ontology annotation, biological process: regulation of proteolysis; DNA replication, removal of RNA primer; proteasome-mediated ubiquitin-dependent protein catabolic process. The transcript has 4 exons. Gene Ontology annotation, cellular component: cytoplasm; nucleus. The record is from RefSeq and is a predicted model, not a curated record. The coding region runs from base 635 to 1699 and encodes 354 amino acids. NCBI's taxonomy places the organism in Eukaryota, Metazoa, Arthropoda, Branchiopoda, Diplostraca, Daphniidae. Gene Ontology annotation, molecular function: RNA-DNA hybrid ribonuclease activity; nucleic acid binding; ubiquitin protein ligase binding.
AUACACUUGAUGCGCCACAGCGGUGACAGACUGACAGUGCCAUCGGGUUGUUUUCCCUUUUACUUACUGUUCCACUAUUGCCUUCUCCAUUAUUUUAAAAGAAAAUAAGUUUUUUUUUUUCGGUCAAGUACUCAAGUUAAUGUUUCAAGUAUAACAGAUAACAGACAGAUAGGCAACAAACUCAACACAACAUUGGCUGUGUUGUGUGCUGAAAGUAAUGCACCACAUUUUUAGUUACUUCCCUGGAUUUUUGAAGACAUCUUGUCUACAAUUUAAGGUGUGAUUUACUUUAGUUAACCCAAUCAAAUUCUCUACUUAUUUAUGUGUUUGUCACCGUGAAAUUUCUUUUAAAUCAAAGACCUGCCCAAAUCCAUUUCAAGUGUAACUUAUCACAUCAUACCAUAGACUAUACAAACUUCAAUAGCUCACUAGGAAGAUUAAUCAAUAACUUUGCUCACACCUGGUAAUUCUAAAUUGUAGUUCAAAAGUUGAUGAUGCAGUCACUCAUCAUCUAAUGGGUCUGUAAAGCCAAAUCACUGACAGACUGCAAUCCCACUUUCACACCAUCUAUAAGAAACAUCAUCCAACUCGUCCAGAAUUUAACCUGUCAACAGUAUUGUUAAACUGAAGAAAAAUGUGUAACGCCAGUUCCAAUGUUCAGGUAGAAGAAUUACGAAUUGGAUUGUUUCGUGUGCACUGGGAUUUAGAAAAGAAUAUGCGAAUAAAGAAAUGCGGUUUCUUCAAAAAUAAGCUUCAUUUGCAUGGAUCCCAGUCUGGCCGAAUUUACAACAUCUUCUAUAUAUUUGAAUCACAAGAUUUUGAUGCACUCUACCCUUACAACUUCGGUAUUCGACUCGAAGAGAUAUCGUGCAUUUGUGAUUCCAGCGUUGCUGAAACUAAUGAAUCUGCUGCGAAAUAUCAGCAAAAGGCAGAACGCCAAAAGUUUAACGAUACUUCAUUUCUCCCCACAGAGACUGAAAGAAAAAACGUACCUCCAGUUCGUGUGUGGUUUGAAUUUGAAGAGGCUAAUACCACCACUGACUUAGAAUUGGAGUACGACAAGGAUGAUAAUCACUGGAAAGUUUAUUUUUUCGGUCAAAGACAACCGUUUGGUAUUACAUUGUUUAUGGAUUUUGGGACCAAGGAAAUGGACGAGAAAAUAAUCAUUAACGGACUAGAGGGAAUGUUUGUCACCCAAACUCUUUGUGACGUCCAUUUCCAGUUUAAAGACGGACAAUCUGUUGGUGCCCACAUCGUAAUCCUUUCGGCCGGAAGUCCCGUUUUUUCAGCCAUGUUCCAGUCAGGGCUUUUAGAAUCAAAAUCCCGAAUAGUGGACAUCGACGACAUUGAAUUUGAUGUGUUCCGGCAACUGCUCAUCUAUUUGUAUACAGGAAUGGCUCCCAAAGUGACAGAGGAAUCCAUCACUCAGUUGCUCUUCGUGGCGUCUGAUAAAUACGGCGUGGAAGCUCUCAAGAAUAAAUGUGUUAAUGUGUUGAAAACUCAACUGAAAAUCAGCAACGCGAUCUCAAUUUUGGUUUGGGCUCACUUCCAUUCCAUUCCAAAGCUCUUAAAAAAAGCUAUGAAAUUUGUGUUGAUAAAUUGCAGUAAGCUCUCCCGUCAGCCCGAAUGGAUGGAGUUGAUGAAGAACUAUCCGGAACUAUGUCUCGACAUCACCCAACGCAUCAGCGAUCUUACAUGAACUGUUAUUUUUGUUUUUUAUUUUCGUAUUAUUUUUCCACUACCAUUAGAAGUGUCAUUCCAAUGAUAAAUAUGAACUCUUAAAUUUGGCUUUCCUAGAUUCUGAAUAAUUUGUUUCGCCCAUAAUAUUGUUUGAUGAUAAUCACAUGAUUCACAUCCAUGGUAUUCAGUCCGAAAGUUGUUGGAUAUAACUAGGUGAAUAGAAAGAAAGUCGAUUUGUUUGGUGAUAGUA